CCCUUCUCCCAAGUCCCAACUCGCUCCCGCUACUCGACGCCGACCCAUCCCAUCCCUAUCCCACGCCGCCGCUCUUUCCCCAUCCCCAACUCGUGAGCGGGAACCCGAUGUGAGUUGCGCGAAAUCCCUCCGCCAUGGAGCACAGUGACGGCGAGGCCCCCGCCAAGCGAGCCAGGCUCUCCGCCAACGGCAGCGAGGACCUCCUCAGCUUGCUAUCCGACGACCUUCUCAUUCACAUCCUUCUCAAGCUUCGCAACACCGCCGUCGCCGCUCGGACCAGCGUCCUCUCCAGCCGCUGGCGCCGGCUCUGGCCGCUCCUCCCGGGCCUGGACUUUCUCCCCGACACCAACCCAUACAGCGUACCCGCCGUCCUCGCCGCCCAUCAAGCGCCCGCCCUCUGCUCUCUUCGCGUCCUCGCCAGCGACGCCUCUGCCGACUUCAUGGCCGCGUGGCUCCCCAUCGCCGCCCGCCGCCUCGCCGGCGAUCUAUUCUUCAUCAACAAUGUGUCGCCGAACGACGAGGCCGGGGACAUAGGCGCCUUUGAACUGCCAUGCUUCCAGAACGCCACCUCGAUCUCGCUCCACUUAGGGUUUCUUGGCAUUGCAUUGCCAACCUCCGCCAUAUCCUCUCGGCUCACCGAUCUUUGCCUGAAUAGCUUCCAGGUACAGGGUCCGUGCGUGCUGGGUGACGUUGUAUCCUCGGCUUGCUCCCCAUGCUUGAAAAGGCUCGCCAUCAACGAUGCUCGAGGCAUCGAUAAAUUCACCAUCCGCUCAGAGUCUCUAAUGCAAUUGAAGCUGAAUGAUCUAGAUGGCCUGCAGCAGCUCACUGUCGUGACACCGACGCUCAAAGAGCUAAGUGUGAUCCUUUGCUUUGGUCCCAAUCAACCUAUUGCUAGCAUCUCAGCGCCUCAGCUGAUGUCGCUCCAGUGGAAUGAUGCUUAUGAUCCAUGCUCUGUCCAAAUUGGCGAGAUGGCACAUCUACAAUGUCUGCACGCUGGCAUUUUUCUUGUAUAUGGACCGGUUGAUUUUACACCCAAUCUCCAUUGCCUGAGGAUCUUGCUGGACUUCAAGGUCAUGCACAGUCUAACCCUCCUACUGCUCUAUAAUCCGGAUAUAGGUAACGAUCGAUACUUGAUGGAAGACAUGACAAGGCUCCCUGACGUAACAUGCUUGUCCCUGACCUUGAUGUCAAACGGACAUUGCUUUGGCGCCAGCUUAUUCCACAUUCUCAGACUGUGUACUGGUGUAAGAAAGUUGACACUCAACUACUUUGAGGCGCAGACUCCAUGCCCAUCGAGUUGCAUUUGUGAUCAGCCAACACACUGGAAAACAGAGAAACUUGUGCUCGAUGGCCUCCAAGAAGUAGAAAUUAGUGAACUAUCAGGAACUGAACAUGAACGUGAUUUUGUGCAACUGUUAUUCAGUUGGUCAACGGCCUUAAAAAAGAUGACAGUAUCUUUUCAUCACUCAAUUACGGAAAGAAAGGCCAAGGGGUUGUGCCAGAUGUUACGAAGCUUCUCCACAUCGGAACUAUAUAUGGAAUUUUAUGUGCACCGCUGCUUGGUGGGGAAAGUUCGGUAUGUUCCUGAAGAUUAACACACUGAUUUGCCAAUUCUCUUCACAAGCUUCUAGUUUGCUUGGUCCUAAUGUAAGCAUGUUCAGGAGUGGUGACGAACUCAUGUUGCCAGAAUAUGUCAAUGUUGUUGGGAUUGCCUUUCUGGGGUGCAUGUUUAUCUCAAUAAUCUGUAUGAAACUAUGGAUGCUAAUUAAUUUGCUAGAAUAUUAGCAGCUUACCCUGAUUCCUAACAAUGCUGAGAGCAUCUGUUAAGUGGGGUGCACUGCUAUUUAGUAGUCUCAUGGCGAUUUCUGCUAUGAAUUUCUGUUAUUGUAAUGGUACCUGGGAUUGGAAGUUCUCUCUUUCGAUAUCUUUUGCUGGAA
This is a messenger RNA of Hordeum vulgare subsp. vulgare (domesticated barley), 1937 nucleotides long. Its product is annotated as FBD-associated F-box protein At5g38590-like. The record is from RefSeq and is a predicted model, not a curated record. Bases 135 to 1595 code for a protein of 486 amino acids. NCBI's taxonomy places the organism in Eukaryota, Viridiplantae, Streptophyta, Magnoliopsida, Poales, Poaceae. The transcript is spliced from 3 exons. Gene Ontology annotation, molecular function: protein binding.